Messenger RNA from Cyprinodon variegatus (sheepshead minnow), 3182 nucleotides. RefSeq names its product MAGUK p55 subfamily member 3-like (gene mpp3b). The coding region runs from base 346 to 2094 and encodes 582 amino acids. Gene Ontology annotation, molecular function: protein binding. The transcript is spliced from 19 exons. Gene Ontology annotation, cellular component: plasma membrane; cell-cell junction. Lineage: Eukaryota; Metazoa; Chordata; Actinopteri; Cyprinodontiformes; Cyprinodontidae. The record is from RefSeq and is a predicted model, not a curated record.
CGAGUCUGGAGUGACAGAGGGGGAAGGGGGCGGCUCAUAUAGAUAGACAAGGGAAGGAGCGGGGAAAUAAAACCUCAUGUGUGUCAUUUAGUGGAGUGGAUGAACGAACUCUAACAAAAUACAAUAAAAUAUAACAAAAGCUCGUUUCAAAAUUGUUGCAGGUAGUCUCUCGAGGGGGAACAAAGACAGACUGGGGGAGGAGCGCACGCUGCGAGGAGCCUAGAAGUUGUCUGUGAUUUUUCCAAACUUGAGGAAAGGAAGUCACCAACGAAGAGUCAUCAACUUUCCCUCCUUUCCUCUCCUUGUUCUUUCCAUCUCUUUAUCCCCUUCUGGAGGGUUGAAGCCAUGCCAAUCAUUUCUGCAAACACAGGGCUACAUGAGACUCUGGCCAUUCUCACAUCUCAGCUCCACCCUGAUGCCAACCACAAAGAGGACCUGGUCUUCCUCCGAGACGUCUUCAGUGAGAAAAGCAUUGGUUACCUGAUGAAGAUCCACGAGCGACUAAAGCAGUAUGAGAAAUACAGCCCCACUCCUGUCCUACACAGCGCCUCCUGUCUGGCAGAGGAUUUGGCAGAAGAACUUCAGAGCGGACCGCUGCAGGAAGAUGAGCAAGAACUUCUCCUUUUGCUGAACACGCCCCACCUGAAGGCAGUGCUUUCAGCUCACGACAUUGUUGCCCAAAAGAAAUUUGACCCAGUUCUUCCACCGUUGCCUGAAGACUUGGAGGAUGAUUUUGAGGAAGAGUCUGUAAAGAUCGUCCGUCUGGUCAAGAACAAAGAGCCUCUGGGAGCAACCAUUCGGAGAGACGAAGCCACAGGAGCCGUAAUCGUGGCCAGAAUAAUGCGGGGAGGGGCGGCUGACCGCAGCGGUCUGGUGAAUGUAGGAGAUGAGCUGCGAGAGGUGAACGGAAAUCUGAUUACCCACAAAAGGCCUGAUGAGAUUAGUCAGAUCCUGUCUCAGUCCCAAGGGCCGAUCACACUGAAAAUCAUCCCGGCUUUGGCAGAAGAAGACAGACUGAAGGAGAGCAGAGUCUAUCUUCGGGCUAUGUUUGACUACACGCCAUUUGAGGACAAAGCAACACCGUGUCAAGAGGCUGGACUUCCUUUUAAGAGAGGAGACAUUCUUCAGGUCGUCAGCCAGGAGGAUGCCACCUGGUGGCAAGCCAAGAAAGUUGGUGACUGCAACCUUCGCGCUGCCCUCAUCCCCUCUACACAGUUUCAGGAGAGGCGUCUGAGAUACAGAAUGAAGAUGAAUUCCCUCCCUGCUCCUCUGUCCCCCAAGGCUGCAGCAUAUGACCGGGCAGAGAAAGAAGACUGUGACAGUAAGGGUGCUCUGAAUGGAAAGGACGUAGCCAGUUUACGCAGGAGCCUCAGACACAAAAAGGAUCGCCAGGGUUCCCCAGCAGAGGCCCCCACUCCAGAAACCCAGCCGACUGAAUUCCGCAUUUAUGAGGAAGUUACCCAGUAUUUACCACAGCCUGGAGAGAAGCCCCGCCUUAUAGUCCUGAUAGGUUCGUUAGGAGCUCGGGUCACUGAGCUAAAACAGAAGGUGAUUGCUGAGAAUCCCAGAUGGUUUGGUUUGGCUGUUCCACACACGACCCGAGGUAGAAAGCCCCAUGAGAGGGAAGGAGUGGAGUACCACUUCAUCAGCAGAGCAGCCUUUGAAGCAGACAUUCAAAGUGGGAAGUUUAUUGAAUAUGGGGAGUAUAAAGAUAAUCUUUAUGGCACCAGCUUGGAGUCCAUUCAUAAAGUUCUGAGACAAAACAAGGUUUGCCUAGUAGAUGUCCAACCAGAGGCCCUGAAUACGCUGCGAACGGCGGAGUUUAAACCAUUUAUCAUUUUUGUGAAGCCUCGCAUCCCAGACUGUCACAGAAAACACUUUGGCUCAUCUUCCUCACUCAGCGCUGGAAUCACAGAGGAGGAUCUUCAGGAAAUGAAACUAUCUGCAGAGAAGAUGGAUGAGAACUACGGCCAUUGGGUUGACUAUGUAAUGUUGAAGGAGGACCCAGUGAGUGCCUUAGCAGAGCUCCAGAUGGUGCUGGAGAGGGUGCUGACGGAGCCCCAGUGGGUUCCUGUCUGCUGGGUGAGACGUUAGCCAAAUGAACUUCAUGACCAAACGGAAACCACUGUGCAAAGAGCCUCAACUAUCAUGUUACUGUUCCACACGCAAUGUUUCGGUGAUGGUCAAAAAUGUCAUGGAGGAAAACUAAGUACACUCUAAAAUAACUGUAGCUUCAUUUUUAUUUUGGCUCAAUCUUUUCUAUCAAUGACUCAAUUCAUUGAGAUUAGCAGGCUUUUACUCCUGUUACACUCUGACAAGGUUAGACUAGUGUUUUGACCAGGUUGACCGCCGUACUUGGAGUAGAUCAUUGUUGCAUCUUGGUUUUUUUUUUUCCCCUCUUUCAGCCACUUUACUUAAACAUUAUUUUCCUGUUGUUGAGUCAGGUUGUUGGGGAAUGUUGGCCUAAUGGUUAGAGCAGGUUGGUUCUGAGAAGGUUGCAAAAAACCGAUUUGAUGCCCACAGCCUGCACUCUGGGUUCCUGAGCAAGACCCUUAACCUGAAACUGAUCCUGGGGAGCCACACCAUGGCAGCCCACUGCUCUUCAAGGGGAUGUGUUAAAAUGCAGAGUGAAUUUCCCCAUUGUGGGACAUUGAAAAGGGUUAGAUUUAUUUAUUUUAUAUUUUUUUGUCAGAGGGUCUUGCAGACAGAGGGGUUUAAGAGUUGGCUCAAUGACAGAAAGGUGCCCAUGUUAUGUGGCUUUCAGAGAUGGGAAGUAACGCAGUACAAAUACUUCGUUACUGUACUCAAGUAGAUUUUUCUGAUAUUUUUACUUUACUACUUAUUUUUAUGGCGACUUUUUACUUCUACUCCUUACAUUUUUACACAAAUAUCUGUACUUUCUACUCCUUACAUUUUUAAAAAUUGUCUCGUUACUUUAGUUUUGAAUCAUUUCAAUGGAGUUACCGUUAUUUUUUUUCACGUCAUCAAUAUCAAAUUCAAUCUAACUGGAUGGGAAUCUGCGUUGCAUUUGAUGCACCACUACAAGAUGAAUCGACAGAUUCGGCGGUAUUCAUUAGCUGCAAAUCAUUGCAGCUUGGUGGCGGUGGCGUUAGCAUAGUAGCAUGGACGACGAGAUGAUUGAAAAUGAACACAACGGAGAUCUAGUCCUAUUGGCAGACAUC